AUGUCUUCAAAAGAAUUCGCUGAACUACUAGAAAACUCCAUCCUAAGUCACGACCAGAACGUUCGUGUGCAAAGUGAAACACAAUUAAAAAAACUAUCCAAUGAAAAUUUCCUACAAUUUGCAGGACUUCUAUCAGAAGUCCUAGUCGACUCUCAAGUCAGACUAGAAGCACGUAUGCUAGCUGCAUUAACAUUGAAAAAUGAAUUGAUAUCAAAGGAUUCUAUAAGAAAUCAACAAUACAAACAACGUUGGCUCACGCUAGAUAUAAACGCAAAGACUCAAAUAAAGGCAAACGCAUUACAAGCCUUGGUGAACGCCGAAGACAGGGUUGCUAACUCAACAGCUCAAUUAAUCGCCGCCAUUGCAGAUAUUGAAUUACCAGAAGGUCAAUGGGAUGAAUUGAUGGGGAUCGUCGUGGCCAAUACGGAGCCUUCUCAACCAGAAAAUGUGAAGAGAGCAUCACUGUUGACUUUAGGUUAUAUCUGUGAAAGUGCAGAUGCUUCAAGUCAAGCUUUGGUCUCCGCUUCUAAUAAUAUCCUUAUAGCCAUCGUCCAGGGGGCUCAAAGUUCUGAACCUUCCAGAUUUGUUAGACUAGCAGCAUUGAAUGCACUGGCUGAUUCUUUAAUCUUUAUUAGAAAUAAUAUGGAACGUGAAGGUGAAAGAAAUUAUCUGAUGCAAGUUGUUUGUGAAGCUACUCAAACAGAUGAUACUGAAAUUCAAGCUGCUGCAUUCGGAUGUCUUUGUAAGAUCAUGCAUGAAUAUUAUCAAUUUAUGAAACCUUACAUGGAACAAGCAUUAUAUGCUUUAACUAUAGCUACAAUGACAUCCCCUGAUGAUAAAGUGGCUUCCAUGACAGUGGAAUUUUGGUCAACCAUUUGUGAAGAAGAAAUCGAUAUCGCCUAUGAAGUGAGUCAAUUCCCUCAAUCACCUUUGCUAAGUUACAAUUUUGCAUUGAACUCAUUAAAGGAUGUUGUUCCUAAUUUAUUGAAUCUUUUGACGAGACAAAAUGAAGACCCAGAAGAUGAUGAUUGGAACGUUUCCAUGUCUGCAGGUGCAUGUUUACAACUAUUUGCUCAAAACUGUGGUGAUUACAUCUUACCACCAGUGCUAGAAUUCGUUGAAAAAAAUAUUACACAAGAUAAUUGGAGAAGUCGUGAAGCAGCAGUGAUGGCAUUCGGAUCCAUAAUGGAUGGUCCAUCAAAGGAACAAGUCACAAUGUACAUUGACCAAGCAUUACCCGCAGUAUUAAACCUAACUAAUGAUGAAUCAUUACAAGUAAAAGAAACUGCCUCGUGGUGUAUCGGGAGGGUUGCUGAUUUAGUUCCAGAAUCCAUUAAGGCAGAUACUCAUCUACCAGGCGUCGUUCAAGCUUGUUUGAAAGGUUUGCAAGAACAUCCAAAAGUGGCCACUAACUGUGCAUGGACAGUUAUUAAUUUAGUGGAAAAUUUAGCUCCAUUGGAACCAUCACCAAUUUACAAUUUUUAUCCUUCAUUAGUGGAUGGCCUAAUUAAAGCUGCCAAUAGAAGUGAUAAUGAAUAUAGUGCUCGUGCCUCUGCAUUUUCCGCUUUAACUACUUUAGUUGAAUGGGCUAAUGAUGCUGUCUCUGAAACUUUAGCUUCAAUCUCUUCAUUCGUAAUGGAUAAGCUGGGUCAAACGAUGCAAGUUAAUGAGACACAACUAAGUAUGGAAGAUUUACAAAAUUUGCAAGAAUUGCAAUCUAAUAUAUUGACCGUCUUAGCCGCUGCCAUUAGAAAGAAUUCUGAAAAUAUUGACUCCGUUGCUGAUAUGUUGAUGGAUCUAUUCAUGAGAUUAUUGGACAAGAAGGAUUCUUCCUACAUUGAAGAUGAUGUGUAUUAUGCUAUUUCUGCAUUAUCCGCAUCCAUGGGUAAGAAAUUUGAAAAAUAUUUGGAAUUAUUCUCACCUUAUUUGGUUAAAGCUCUGACUCAAACUGAAUCUACCAUUUCUGUGACUGCUGUCGGGUUUAUUGCUGACCUUUCUAAUUCAUUAGAAGAUGACUUCAAAAAAUAUACUACUGUUUUCAUGUCGGUAUUGGGUCAAAUGAUGACCAAUCCUAACGCAAGAAAGGAAUUGAAACCUGCUUUACUAAGUGUUUUUGGUGACAUCGCAGCAAAUAUUGGUCCAGAUUUCAUUAUGUAUUUAGAUGAAGUAAUGGGCCUUUGCUUAGCUUCUCAAAACAUGAAACCUGAAAAUGGUACUAUCGAAGCUUUAGAUUAUCAAGCCACAGUAUUGGAAUCCGUUUUGGAUGCCUAUGUGGGUAUUGUUGCUGGACUAGCUCACAAUCCAGACGCUCUAUUCCCUUACGUUGGUACGAUUUUCCAAUUUAUUGGUAUUAUUGCUGAUGAUGUUCAACUGUUUGGUGUAGAUUCUACUGCUAGAGCUGCGGUUGGGUUACUUGGUGAUAUUUCCGCCAUUUACCCAGAUGGUUCUAUUAAACAAUUUUACACUCAAGAUUGGCUUACUGAAUUCAUUAAGAGAACUAGAAGUAAUCCAAAUUUUAGUGAGUCUACCAAGAAUAACGCCAGGUGGGCCAGAGAACAGCAAAAGAGACAACUUCUUUUAUGA
Molecule: messenger RNA, 2583 nt
Organism: Naumovozyma castellii
Lineage: Eukaryota; Fungi; Ascomycota; Saccharomycetes; Saccharomycetales; Saccharomycetaceae
Gene: KAP95
Product: karyopherin beta
Exons: 1
Coding region: 1-2583 (860 amino acids)
Source: RefSeq, a predicted model, not a curated record